AUGUACAAACUCGUCGCCUUGUUCGCUCUGUUGGCCUGCGCCGUGGCUGCACCAACGCCAGGUUUCCUGGCUGCACCAGCACCGGUGGUCGCCGCGGCACCCCUUGCCGUGGCCCACACCGUUCCUGUCGCCACCAGCUACGCCAACACCUACAAAGUCAGCGUCAAGAGCCCGCUGAUCGCCACUGCACCCUACAUCCACGCUGCACCCAUUGCUCCGGUAGCCACCGCCGCCUUGGUCAAGACUUCCGCUCCGAUCGUCGCAGCUGCACCAGCCGCUACUGUCUACGCUCACAGCCCGAUCGUAGCCGCCGCUGCCUACACAUACUGA
Colletes gigas is the source of this 330-nucleotide messenger RNA. RefSeq names its product cuticle protein 38-like. NCBI's taxonomy places the organism in Eukaryota, Metazoa, Arthropoda, Insecta, Hymenoptera, Colletidae. The coding region runs from base 1 to 330 and encodes 109 amino acids. The record is from RefSeq and is a predicted model, not a curated record. The transcript has a single exon.